UGAAUUCUUUUUUACAAACUUUCACUUUCUCUCUCUUCUUUCUCUCUCUUAAUUUCACCAUGGCUAAAGACCUCCAAAUUCCAAAAGAUUUCCAAGAAAACCAAUCACCAAACAUCAACUCUCCUCUUCCAAAUGGAUGCAAAACCCCAAAAUCUCCUUCAAGUAGGAUUCCCAAAGCUGUUAACUGUCCAGGCGCACCUAAGAAACCGAAAAGGGCAAAUCGGUCAUUUUACAAGAGAAGAUUGCGGUUUGAGAUCAUCGUCGUGGUUCCUAGGGAAGAAACUGAUUCAUUUUUCAGAAAUGCUGAAAAUGCUAACAAUGGUUGUAACAAGAUCAUGAAAAGAAGACGUACCAUGUAAACUCAUAAAAAUGUUUUUUCAGUAUCAUCUUAUAUCUGAAACUCACAAGUGACCGAUUCAUAAUAGUUGUUGCAAGAGUCUCUAGUAGAAGUCGUUUGAAUUAGUUGUAAGGUGAAGUUUCGUUUAUUUCAAUUAUCAUGUCAUGUCAUGUCAUAUCGUAUAUUUCAAUUAUCAUGUCAUGCCAUGUCAUAUCAUAUCGUAUUUUAUCUUAGGUAAGUUAGCUAGCUAGCUAUGUAGUAGUAUCUAUUGCACCUUUGUUUUUCUUGUUUUGAUAUGUCAAGUAUGGUUUCAAGUUUUAAUUACGAUGGAUCUGAAUUAUGGUUGA
Molecule: messenger RNA, 684 nt
Organism: Solanum pennellii
Lineage: Eukaryota; Viridiplantae; Streptophyta; Magnoliopsida; Solanales; Solanaceae
Product: cyclin-dependent protein kinase inhibitor SMR13-like
Exons: 1
Coding region: 60-359 (99 amino acids)
Biological process (GO): regulation of DNA endoreduplication
Source: RefSeq, a predicted model, not a curated record